GGGACUCGACACCUUCUUCAAUCAACAGCCAUGGAUGUAGCCUUUCGCAAGAUCGACAUCGACGCUUUCGACGAUGAAGUCCUACGUGAACCUGAUCUUUAUGAGGAAGAUCCUCGCGGUCCUGCUCAAGCUCUAGAUGAGGCGAAGCAGAAGCAGGUUGCAGUUCGAAGCGCACUGGCAAGGAACGAUAUUGUCGAUGCUCUUUCCAUAGUCUUAGACAAUCCGCCAUACGGACCCAAUGUUGAGGAAGCUAAGAAUGUAUCCCUUCAAAUUCUUUUAACCAUUCUGAAUACGACAAAAUCGACCGAGAUUUCGACUGUCAUAAAAUCUCUGUCAAUGGAUGCACGAGAUAUUUUAAUGAAAUAUCUAUACAAGGGCAUGGGUAAGCCUGGAUGGGGAGAUAUCAGUGGAAGUGUUUUGCUUGGAUGGCACGAGAAGCUGACAGAAAUUGCUGGAACCGGAUGUAUAGUUCGAACGAUGACCGAUCGCAGGACAGUGUAACGAGGGUGGAUCUUGGGCAAAUAAUCGUGCGGUUAUAGAGAAUAACCUUUUCUCAUAUUCCACUAUAGUAGGUCCGAAGGGAUUUUAAUCUUAUAUCCAUUGCAGUAAGAUGACAACAACGCCCCCUUCUCGUGUACUAGUACUGGAAGUGUGCACGCUUGCGAAUUGGCAGGUGUAGACCACAAGAUCCCAAAACAGACUGUUAAAAAGAAUCACAGUUCAUUGAUUAUGAUACUGUACAG
Molecule: messenger RNA, 743 nt
Organism: Marasmius oreades (fairy-ring Marasmius)
Lineage: Eukaryota; Fungi; Basidiomycota; Agaricomycetes; Agaricales; Marasmiaceae
Exons: 4
Coding region: 31-501 (156 amino acids)
Biological process (GO): Arp2/3 complex-mediated actin nucleation; regulation of actin filament polymerization
Cellular component (GO): cytoplasm; actin cytoskeleton; Arp2/3 protein complex
Molecular function (GO): actin filament binding
Source: RefSeq, a predicted model, not a curated record